This is a messenger RNA of Aspergillus mulundensis, 852 nucleotides long. RefSeq lists its product as uncharacterized. The transcript is spliced from 2 exons. The record is from RefSeq and is a predicted model, not a curated record. Bases 1 to 852 code for a protein of 283 amino acids. NCBI's taxonomy places the organism in Eukaryota, Fungi, Ascomycota, Eurotiomycetes, Eurotiales, Aspergillaceae.
AUGACCUGUGCCUUGAAAUGCAGAUUCUCAAGAAGUUGUGGUAUUUGGCUGGAUGGUGAGGAAGCAUGCAACCAUGAUGCGUACUGGUAUUGCGGUGCUGGCAGGAAUACACUACCAUUGAUCACGCUCAAGGCGUCUCUCGAACCUAAGGCAUCUGACCUGAUGGAGCAUUUAAUAGAGAAUGCGCGAAGAGUAGUGAGCGUGAUCAAUCCGAAUGUGUCGAGGGAGAUGAGACGGCAUGUGUUGGAUGUGGAGGCCCAGGCUCGACAUUAUAAUCUCGACGGGAAGGCAACGAGAAAGCACGACGUUUACGCCAAGUACAGAGGCUGGUACUUUUAUGAAGAGAAUGUGACGCCGGAUGAGAUCGUCGGACAUUGGAAGUGGGAUGACUUGGCCAAGAACGAAUGCUGGUAUGAGGACGUGAUCAUGCCUGCAUUCAAGAAGCACGACGAGGAGUAUCGAGCCAGAAUCCGCGGACAGACCGAGGCUCGCAAAGCGAAUGAGGGGCGUACUUUGCUUGAACGACGCAGGUGGAGGACCAAGACGGCCACAGAUGAGGUAGCCAUGAAGCCAGCUUCCGAGAGGCAAGCUAAGAAGGAGAAGCGGGCAUCCAAGCAGCAGAAACAAUCAUCCGAGAAUCAAGCAGCCGACAAGCAAGAGACUGCGUCCGAGAGUGACGAAGACGCCGUGGCGGUCGAGAAGGAAGCGGCACUGACAGAGUAUAAGAAGGCACGGCCAACCUUCUGUGCAGCAGUGGGCAAGGUCCUGAGAAGCAUUGGAGGUAUUUUCAUUUGGAAGAAGGACUCGACGACUGAGCCCAUCAUGGUGGGAGAGAUGGAGAAGACGGGGUAG